GGCGGGGGCGCCGCUGCGGGACCCGCGUCUCUGGGCGGUGGCGGAGGGAUGGCGAAUGUGCUUGUGGCCGUGAGGGUCCGACCCCUCAGCAAGAGGGAGACCAAAGAAGGGGGAAGAAUUAUUGUGGAAGUUGAUGGCAAAGUGGCAAAAAUCAGGAAUUUAAAGGUGGAGAGCCGACCAGACACCUUUGGAGACUCCAGGGAGAAGAUUGUGGCAUUUGGUUUUGAUUACUGCUACUGGUCAGUCAACCCAGAGGACCCUCAGUAUGCAUCUCAGGAUCUGGUGUUCCAGGACUUGGGGACUGAAGUACUAUCUGGAGCUGCCAAAGGCUACAAUAUCUGCCUUUUUGCCUAUGGGCAGACAGGCUCGGGGAAGACUUAUACCAUGCUGGGCACUCCAGCCUCUGUUGGACUGACACCACGGAUAUGUGAGGGUCUCUUCCUCAGAAAGGAGGACUGUGCAUCACCGCCUCCUUCCUGUAGGAUAACAGUAAGCUUUCUGGAAAUCUAUAAUGAACGUGUGAGAGAUCUUUUGAAGCAAUCUGAUCCAAAAAAAUCCUAUAUCUUGAGGGUCAGAGAGCAUCCAGAGAUGGGGCCCUAUGUACAAGGUCUGUCUCAACAUACGGUGACCAACUAUGAGGAAGUUAUUCAGCUGUUGGAGGAAGGGAUAGCAAACAGAAUCACAGCAGCCACCCAUAUUCAUGAAGCCAGCAGUAGAUCUCAUGCUAUCUUCACUAUCCACUAUACACAGGCGCUCCUAGAGAACAGCCUCCCUUUGGAGAUUGCCAGCAAGAUCAACCUUGUAGACCUAGCAGGCAGUGAAAGAGCAGAUCCCAGUUCUUGUAAGGAUCGGAUUACUGAAGGAGCCAAUAUCAACAAGUCCCUUGUGACUCUGGGAAUUGUCAUCUCCACCUUAGCCCAGAACUCCCACGUGUUCAGCAGCUGCCAGAAGUUCAGUAGUGUAGCUAGCAGUGGUGGUGACAGUGGGGUGCCUAGCUCCUCUUCUGGGACCAGUGGUGGAGGAGGACCUUCCCGGAGACGGUCUUACGUCCCGUAUCGGGACUCUGUGUUGACCUGGCUGCUGAAGGACAGCCUUGGAGGCAACUCCAGAACCAUCAUGGUUGCCACUGUAUCUCCUGCGCACACUAGCUACAGUGAGACUAUGAGCACACUGAGGUAUGCAUCUAGUGCCAAAAAUAUCAUCAACGCUCCACGGGUCAAUGAGGACCCGAAUGUGAAGCUCAUCAGAGAGCUCAAGUUGGAGAUCCAGAGACUGAAAGCCAUGCUGCGGAGCUUUGAACUGAGGAACUUCAUGUUAUUAAAUGAUAAAAUGGAUGCAAAUCUAAAGGAAAUAGUUCUCCAAAAUGAAUUGAAGAUCGACGAGCUGACUCAAGACUGGACUCAGAAGUGGAAUGACUGGCAGGCCCUCCUGGAUCAUUAUGGUGUUGACAUCAACAAGAGGAGGGCUGGUGUGGUCAUCUACUCCAGCCUGCCACACUUGAUGGCCUUGGAGGAUGACGAGCUCAGCACAGGUGUUGUGCUCUAUCACCUCAAGGAGGGAACAACAAAAAUAGGAAGGAUUGACUCAGAUCAGGAACAGGACAUUGUCCUUCAGGGUCAGUGGAUUGAGAGAGAUCACUGCACAAUCACCAGUACUUGUGGUGUAGUUGUUCUCCAGCCUACCCAUGGGGCGCGCUGCACAGUCAAUGGCCGUGAAGUCACUGCCUCCUGCCGCCUGACGCAAGGAGCUGUCAUAACGCUGGGGAAAGCACAGAAGUUCCGCUUCAACCACCCAGCAGAGGCCGCGAUCCUGCGGCAGUGGCGGCGGCGGCGGCAGGUUGGGGAGGCUGUGGCUAACAGUGGCGCGUUGGAAUGGCUAGACAUGGAUGGAGAUGUCACCCCCUCGCGGCUGGGUCUGAGCCCUAUGCUUUGGAAGGAAAGGAGAGUGCUGGAAGAACAGUGUGAUAAGGACCAGCAGUUAUCAAGGGAUGAGGCGACAUCCCACAGAGCCCAGGAUCAACAACAACAGUGCUAUGUGGAGGAUUUGAAGCAAAUCCUAGAAGGACAGAUUAGAGCUCAGAAGGAACUAGAACUCAACGAGGUGGACAUCAGCCAGCAGAUUAAAGACAAUCAGAAGUGGCUACUUCGAGAGGAGACCUGGCUGGGCAACUUGCCACAACAGCAGCAACCAAGAGAUCACAGAGAAGAGAAAGAACUUGAGGCCUCUGUGGCACCUGAUGCUGGGCUUCAGACAGACCCUGAGACUCCAGCAACCCCACUGGUCCGAAGCCAGAAGAGGGCGGGACAGCCGCAGUUCUUGGGGAGGCACGCUCUUCGGCGAAAAAAGGUCUCAUUCCAGCUGGAGAGACUCAUCAAAAAGUGGAGGCUGUUGGAGACCCAGGGAAGACUGGAGCGACUCCGGACACUGUGCUGGCCCCAGGAUGACAGUGUCUCCAAGUCCCCAUGUCAAACCCCCAGUGCUCAUGAUAGUGUUCCAGGGCCUCAGCAUAGAAGCAGAUGGACAAGUUGCAGCUUUUUGAGCCUGCAGAGGCUCUGCUACCAAUACUUGCCCCAACUACACAGUGCUUUCCUGAACGGGGAUCCCCCCACCGUGUUCCCACCUCUGUCUGACCCUACACAUCUAAAGCCAGAGAAAGCCCCAGCAGCGGAUGCUGUUCCCCACUUUGCUGCUUCCCCUGCAAGGACGGAGUUCCUGGACAAGAAGGGCCUUUGUUCAUCGGGCUUCGGGCAGCUCUACCCAGCCAGGGGAGCCUCGGGCAGGAAGGGAGCAUCCAUUCCAGGCACCUGUCUCACUGUCAGCCACACGUCUGUCAGUAGUCAGGAAACUGAGUCAGUAGAUAAGCAGCCUUGUCAAAUGUCAUCUCAGGACUUGGAAACCCUGUGCCAGUCAGUUAAGAAGCUAAAUCCAAAGGAUGGGUCAAGGGCCCUCACCCCUACCAACCAGACCAGAAGGGCAAAGGGACUAAUAGCCUCUGGCAAUACACAAGCUGCGUGGAAAAAAGAAAGGAGCCUUCGGACCCAUAGGUCUGCUAAAGGAGUCAGUUGCCAGUCCUCUCAUCCCCGUGGACCCAGGCAAGCAGCUGGGCAUGGAAAAGCAGCCAGGUCUUUUCCGGCAGAAACUAAACCACCUCUUCCUCCAAGCAGGGCAUCAAGAAGGCAUCAGAGGCUGCUGGCAGCUAGCAUCGGAGACACUGCCAGAAAGUCGUCUCAGUUUCCUCAUGGCAGUCCUUGGAAAAGACAGCCUAGUGCAGGGGAUGCAGACGCCGCCGCCUUGCGCGCAGAUUUCAACCCCGUAGUAGACUGUGCGAGAGAACAAGGCAGUGAUGUCUCUGACACUGGCAGCAGUUACUCGGUGGACUCUCUCUUGCACGUCUACACUGGAGUUCCGGUGGAGCUGCUGAAGCUAGAAGACCUUCGGGGAAAGCAGGAUCUCUCAGAGCCAGAGAACUCAGACAGUGACAACAGCCAAAUAUCUGAGGAUUCACUGGCCGACAAAGGAAGCCCAAGGGAUGACCUUCUUGUUGACGACCACGGCCACUUGCGGAGCAGAGCUGUAACCUCUGUGAGGGGCUUCCUCUCGCUGUCCGACAGUGGCCUGCGUGCUCGGGAUCGUAGGAGCUUUUCCUUAGAUAGCCUGGUUGACGCCAAGGAAGAACCGGGAGGUCUGCGAGAGAAGCCUUUCCUCCACUCAGCUGACGAGAUGCCUGCAGAGACUUUCUGGCAUCUGCACAGUGCCAAUCUGCCUGCAGCGGGUCUGGAAGCAGCACACGAGCCUGGUUCCUUGAGCCACAGAAAAGGAGCCAGCCUGAAUGCCAUCCUGCCAACGAGCAGUUCAUUUUACCUCACUCCCCAGUUCCAGCCCCACUGUGAGCAGCCUGAGUCAGAGGUGGAGGCAAGCUGCUCGGAACGAGCCAGCACUCCGCAGUGUGUGCAGCCUGCGAGAGAGAGCCCGCUAGCGUCCGUGGAUUCCUGGUUUUCUUGUGACUCUAAGGUCGAUCCUGGGAGCCCCUCAGGAAUUGUGGGCUCUUUUUGUCCAAGUCCUGAGACCCAGGAAAUUGAGCCUUGUGAUGAGGAGAGCUCUGGAUACUGGAAUAAUAACGAAGAAACAAAGCCAUCAGGCAUGGAAACAGGCCUGUCAUACAGUCCCAAGCUUCCCCCGCGCCGUGCCAAGCUACCCUACAGAGUAGGAGCUGGGUACACUCCCUGUGCUUCAGCUGAGGACAUGUUUCAGGGCAGAAGAAUCCCUGACAGGACCCAGCAGGGCGCCCCGGAGGACUCCCACAAUUCUAGCACAUCAAGCAUGUUGGCUGCCUCAAUCACCUCGCUCACUCAGAUCACUCACAUUGGCAGUAUCCAUGACAGGGACUGGGAUGCCCUUCAGCAAAAGUACCUCCUUGAACUCUCCCAUUCUGCCUUGGAGGCUGCAGGAGAACCCCCCAUCCUUCCGGCCGACUCUAGUUCCCUGGCUGAAGCUUCUAGCAGCAUAGAUACUCAGUUGCCAGGAGCCCCUGGGGUGACUGGCGAUCUGGAUUUCAACUGCUUUCCAGUCCACCUAUCCCCAAUGAAGCGUUUGAGAGCAGAGAGAGAGCAGGAGGAUUUGAACGCCAGGUUGGAAAGCGAGGCCGAUUUCUCGAGCACAAGUGAGAAGAAAGUGAGUUGCAGCGGAGCUUCCUCAGCCACCCUGGAGUCCUUGGCCUGUGGGUCCACAAACGCACACGUCUAUGCGGCAGGGAAGAAGGUGCCAGGUCCCGUGGCGGAAGCACGUGAAGUCAAGCAGAACAGCAUGGAAGAGAGCUUCCAGGGUAGCAGCAAACAUAGGCUAAUGACCUCCCCCGAUGAGUAUUUCUUCCAGAAGGCUUGUCACAAUAAUGUCACCAUAGCCACUAAAGAUGACCCUUGGCCCCAAGACCAGGCUCCUGUCAGGAAAAGUACUGAAGUUCAGCCAGCACAGUUAAGUCCUGACAGCCACCAUCCCCAACAGGAAGAGACAGAUGGGCAGGACAGCUCCAAGAAAGAGGCGGAGAGACCCGCGGGGGUUGCAGAGCUGCACCUGCAUGCUGCUGCCUGGAAUCCUUCACCGUCUUCCCUGCAGCCUCCUCCCUUGGAAACAUUCUACGUAACCAAAAGCAGGGAUGCCCUAACAGAAACCGCCUUAGAGAUUCCAGCCUGCAGAGAAGUGCGGGUCCCAUCCCCACCCCUCAAGGAAGCGUGGGGCUUUGGUCACAACCACCAAGUCCUCGAAAAAGCUCAUUUGAAGAAUCACUGGCCAGUGAUCUCACACAGCCAGAAUUCCAAGAUAACCUCACCGCAGCUGGUGGUACCAAAGAGGGCAGCUGAUCUGAACACCAGGGGUGUAACUAAAGAAUUAGAGAAAUGCCCUGGAAAUAAGAAAGCAGAAAAGCAUGACUCAGCUCACUGUUUUGUUGCUCAGAACAGACACCAACUCCCUUCUACUAGCAUAAAAGCAUGUGAGUUUGAAAAGCAAGUGAUAAUUUUAAAUAAAAAGCCCAGUCCUCCAGCAUGGAAGGAGGGAGAUGAGGCUGCCACACAUGACAGCAUUUCCUUAGACAGCUCUGGCUCUAGGAAGACUUUGCUCUUUAUCUGUGACUGUGCAGCAGGUGGGGAGGAAGAGCAGGGUCAGAGUGCAGAUGUACCGCAGAACCAGGCCUGUUGUAUACACAGACAGUUUUCUUCUGGAGCCAGGUCUGAUUUCAUCUGUACAACCACCCGUGUAGGCCUGCAGAACAACAUGCCAGGGACAAGUGCUGUUUCUUUGAAGUCCAGCUCUGUCUGCUGUAAAGUAAGCUGUCCCGUGAUCAUGACACUCAGCGAGAGGCCAGCCCAUGAGUGGGAAGGGAGUCAUGAAGCCGAGCUCCUGGGCAGAGCUCUUCUUCUCAAAGACAGCGCAGAAGACUAUAAGCGUCCAGAAACUGAAUCUAGCCGUGAAGGAUUCCAGGCAGUUACAUGCUCUCAGGAAAGAAAUCCCAACGAACACAAGGGCUGUGAAAGGUCACAAGAAAUGAUAAACUCCAAAGAAGAACCUUUGGGGAAGAAACUGAAUGAAAGAGUUAAUAAUGCCGAUGAAAUGGCGAGGCUGAUUAGGAGUGUCAUGCAGCUAGAGAAUGGCAUCUUAGAAAUUGAGUCCAAGCAAAAUCAGCAGCUCCAUGCUCCCCCCCAACCAGGGGUCAGUAAGGCGUUUGUGUCCCAGGACCUGAAGGACCAGGAGAGUUCUGCCCAUGUCCUAAUGCCAGGCAGCUCUGGAAACCAUUUAUUCUUCAAGGCUCAGCCAUCUUCUCCACGAGAGAUGGGUAAUGCUAUCUUUAGGGUUAGUGAAGCUUGGGGAAUGGUGGGUAACAGUGUCACUGGUGAUGACCCUCAGGCCCAUAAAUGUGCUCCCAGCCUCUUUGAAUCAAGCAAAUGUGCACAAGAGAGUCACUGUACAAGAGAGAACACCCAUACUGUUGGAACCGACAGACCUACCAGGGACACGUGUGUUCUUUCAGGGAAGAGCACAGCUCUUAGAGAGUCUAACACUUCCCUUCAUCCAAGGAGAAAGGAAACAUUAGCCAGAGCUCUGCCAUUGCAUCUCAGGCUAGAGAGGUCUUCUGAGGAUGAGGCGCUGUUACAAGCACCCACAGACUGCAAAGAUCAGCCUUGGGACUUGGGAAGUCUUGAGGAAUUGGAGAUCAUGAAAAGUUGUCAGAAAAGCCAAAUUGCUGAACAUGUAUGCAGUUCAGAGUCAGAGGACACACGCACACAAGGCAGAGUUGAAGAAAUGACCAUGCCAAAGGGAAGGAUCCCUGAGGAGGAAAAUGAUAUUCUCCCAUUGACAAAGAAACUUCCUAGUCCAAGCCAUCCCUCUAAGGGUGCAUUUUUCAGUCAGGAGACUGUCUCCCUGUUGAUGAACAAGAAAGACUUCCCUACAGCCACUCCAUACCAAGGGCUGAGUGCUGCCCUGCCCUUGCAUUUUCCAAGACCCCCAAGAAGCUGUGUGCACGCCUCCCAUACUGAAGACAUAUCUUCAGUUGCACACAUACUAGAUUGCACAGCAUUAAAAAUUCAUAACAAUCCUUUGGCAACUGGAGUAGGGCAUGAAGACCAAAGUGGAGAUUCAGGGAUCUGUAACUCACAGGGAAGUAUUGGAGGGGCUUCCUGCAUGGCACACACUGCCCGGUGUGGGUCUGUGACGCCCAUAGCCAUAGGACCUGAUGACUGGUCUAUCACACCAGAGGGCGUUCCACUGGAGACAGCGAACAGGAGCCUCCAAGACCAAAGAGGUGACCUCAGAAUCACCCCGAAGGGUUUGAGCACUCAGGAACCUUUUGUACAAGAAGAAGAAAUAAGAGCCAGUGCCUUGAACAGGGUCUCGAGGCCGAUUGAAAAGAGGGUCAGCUUCCUCUUAGAAGAGCGCAGUGACCAAGGUGGGGAGGCAAGGCAGGAGGCAGCGGAGGCUGAAGACCAGCCACCUGCGCGCAGUGCUGCUCUCCCAAGGGCGCCUGAUGCGGAGACCAGCCUGCCAGAUUCUUCUGUCCAUGCGUCCAUCUGCCUGGCUAUCUUGAAGGAGAUCAGACAGGCGAAAGCACAGAGAAAGCCGCUCAAUGACUCCGUUGCUGGUGGGACAGUUCUUCCUUACUAUGAAACUUCACUAGAACCUGAGGGUUUUUCAGAGGUUCACGGCGAGCCUUGGUGGCACAUGGACGCGUCAGUGUCAGACAGGACUCGGAAUGAGCGUGAAGCACGAUGGCUGCAUGCGAGCUCUGUGCUCGGGGCAUCGGAGUGCUUGUUGGCUGAUGAAAAGGACACCCAGGCCAUGCCUCUCUGUCAUUCACAGGCUUUCUCUCCCACUGCCACUGAUCUAGACAAAAGACAUUGUACUGGAGAACUGAGACAUUUUCUGGGAGCAAGUGAUCACUUCAUACGUCACUCUAGUUCUUCUGAAGUCACAGAGAAAAAGAAAGACAGACAGAGAACACUGUCCCCUGCUGGUCCUUUGGACCCAGACACGCUUCUUUCUUCAACAGCUGUGGAGCAGGAAAGGAGGGCAGGGCCAGAGAAAGCAGCAUCUGCCUUAUCUUCUCAGGCCUCUUGUAAUGAUCCUAGCAGGAUUCUGCAUGGACAAAGUCAGUUGGCUGCAUGGGAGACUGUUGAGGGGGUGUCCCUUGGCAGUGGGGAUAGCAGCCCAGAGCACCAGGAACCUAAAAGCCUGGGUAACACAUAUGGAAGAGGCUCAGAUAACAUCCUGGUGACUGAACAGGAAGGAAAAACAGUUCAGUUUGAAGGUCAGUCUGUGAUCUGUGAUGCUCCCAAUUCUGCAAGCUUUUCAGGACCUGAGCAAGACCAUGUCCAAUGCCCCGAGGUUUCCACUGACCUUGAAGACAGGAGGGCCGCUUGGCCUGGAGCUCUGAGAAAGGGUGAACCAGAAGCUCCUGCAUGGCAGCCUGGGAAAUGGAAAAAUAUUGGGCCUGGGCUGACAGAAGCUUGUAAGACCAGCAGCAGAAGUCCCAGGCCGACUCCACUGCCAGAUCAAAGACCUAGCCUCGACCUCAGUGGAGUUACAGAGGAGGCUCCAAGCCAAAGCCCUGAGGAGAUCUGCAGUUGUUUCGGCUUUUCAGGGAGCACCGAAGGCAACAGGCCUCUUGCCUCAUCUAGUGAGGAGGAAAAGGAUAAAACUAUUCCUUGCUCACAGCUCUGUAGCUCUAAGCCUACUGACACUGAUGCUUGUUCCUCCCAUGUUUCCACUUUUCUGUGUUACAAAGAUGGUGACCUGAAGAAGGGGACUUUUAAGACCACACCACUUCAUGUUCAGUCACCCUUCAGUGUUCUUUCCAGAGGCUACAAAAUGGAUGAAAUAAGAGAGAGCGCUUCCAAGGCACCUCAGGUGCUUUGGGCACAUGACCUUGAGCGCAAGGGUGUUAAUGUGGCUCUUGCGUCCGUAGAUGACAGCAGCAUUGAGCCAUCUGCCGCAGCUGCUGCUCUGUCUCAAGGCCGCAGCUCCCUUUCCAUCUCUGUGAGGACCAGACCCCUCACCCACUCUGCUGCUGGGGGAAGCUCAACGUCACAAGGGGAUCCUGAGGAAAAGCCUGCUGAGAAGAGAUCCAGCACUGACCUCGAAGCUGUCCCUUUCCCUGCAGACAGGUCCUCCAGUGAGCCUCUGGGGACUUUGAAGGAUGGUCUUAUAGGUCAGCCAGCAUGGGCAUCUCGAACCAAGACGCUUAUAGCAACUCAAGGACCACACACUCUGAAUUUAAGUGGAAGGUCUGCGGAGACAGAGCUGGUGCUAGAAGCACAGCAUGGGCAUUUAGAAAAUCCCACUAGAUGCCUUUCAGAAAAGACACAACCUUCUCCCGAGACCAGGAACCACAGCCACUUGAAUCCCCUCACCAAGUCUGUAGCAAAGUUCACACACCUCCACCACCCUCAGGCUGACAGUUCCUGGGAGGAGGAAGAGCAGCAAAGAGACCGGGCUUCAGGAGGUGGCAAAGAUCAUGCUCUGGGCAGGGGUCCUCUGUCCUUUGACAAAGGUGCUAUGGUUGGCUGCCAAAUUAGAGGAGAUGGGACAGAGGAGAGGGCUAUGAGCAAGUCUCCUGCAUCCCAGGCUUUUUGUUCAGACUUUGAAAACUCAGCUUCUCUGCUCUUAAGGCAAACAGAAACCCCACAGCCUGCUGCCCAGAGGCCUGGCCAGCUCUAUGAUGGGGAGCAGCAGGCUCCCCCGCAUGCGUCUCCCCCUCCUCUUACCACAGUCUCCUCUGGACCCAAACAGUCCACAUUCUCCCCUAAGCCUCAGUUCUCUGCAGUCAGCUCAUCUCAGUCUCUUCAUUUGCUGAACUUGAAUGUGGAGCCUCCUUCCCCAACACACAAGGAUGCACAAGGGCCUAACAGAAAGUCAAGCCCAUAUCUUGGGGAUUAUUCCUCAGGAAAGUCAGGGCCAAGAACAUCUCCAAAGAUUAAGGAUUGCAGGCAAAAAGCCUCAUCUAACUUGGACAGUGGUCUUGCUGAACCUGUCACCCCUCCUUAUCCCACCUCUUCCACUAUGUCAUGCAUGCCAACCCCUAAUUUGAUGGCUAACUGGACGUCUGGUACUUUGGAGCAGGCCCAUCAGGGAAAGCCAGAGAAACCGUGUGUCCAGGGUAGGCCAGAGAAGUGGCAGUCUCAGGUGGACAAAGGAAUGCUGCACUUGGGUUCUAGAGAUGUCAAUACCUCUGUCCCUCCCUGGUGUCCGCCUGGGCCUGUGCACGUUGGCUGGAAGCAGUAUGUGUUUGGCGGUGCAGUUGAUGUCUCCUCUAGCCAGAAAGCCCACGGUCCGUUACCAUUAAAUGGAGCCCAGCACUCUAGCAUAAACAGCGGCCUACACGGUAAGAACAGCUCCUUGUUACACUCCCACCCCAGCGCCUAUGCCAAAACCCAUGACCAGUCAAGCACUCGCAGCAGUAUUGCGAAUGCCCGAAGUUCAAAUGAGGCCUGGGAAGUGUGGAAUUCUUCAUCUGCCUUGGGGGAUCCCCAUGUCCUGACUGGCCCUGAAGGAGUUACCCCCACCUUAGGUCCUGCCAACAGAUCCCCAUUCCAGUGUCCUGCUGAUGAAACAGGCUGUCUGCGGAGUGAGCUGCCUCUGGCUGUGGGAAGCUCAGCGGCUCUGGUGGAUGAGGUUGUGCUACUGUACCCGACAGAGGCAGGCUGCCCUGAGAAACAGGCCAGGAUGAACACCUUCGAGCAGGGAACCCAGACCCUGGGCUGCAGUCUCCACUGGAGUUGCACUGACAUUUCUGCUCAGCCUGAUGCCAUCACAAUGUCGGCCUGUGAACUGGCCUCCUGGAGCAGCAUGCACAACCUGUCUCUGCACCUCUCACAGAUCCUGCACAGCACCUCAGAGCUGCUUGGGAGUCUCUCCCAGCCAAGUGUGGCCAAAAAGGAGCAGAAUACCAGGAGUGACUCCCCAGAUGAGGCUCCACAGGCACUUAUGAUGGAUGGUGCUACUCAGACCACCGUGGAUCAGGCCGUCCAAACCGACCUGCCCUCUCCUCCUUGGCCUCUCCCAGCCCCAGAGACAGAGCCCCGGGAAGUCAGUGUGAUCCUUGAAGUGCCCAACUCAAGUGUCACUCCCCUGUCUCAAGAAAAGGGAGACGUCUCGGGGGCACUUCAGAAGAGAGAGGCAAAAGAAACAGCAUGGGAAACCGCACCCCAAGGCCUUCGUGAGGAAAGCACCCACUGUGGGCCGCAUAACCCUCCAGUACCCUUGUUGCACUUGAAGGCUGAGAAAGCCCCUCUUGGGCAGAGCCUCCCUUCUGUGAGCCCCUCGACUUCUGAUGCCUGUCUGCCUCGGGGCUUGCCACUGAAGGCCUCUAGCUCGGUGGUGAGCAGCCCCAGCUUGUUUCGCUCUGCGGGACUCUUCCGUACUUCCGAGCUCAGCCAGGAACCUCCUGCCCAGAAGAAUCUGGGCCCCACGAGUGCCUUGUUGGUGGACAGGGCUUCCUCUCCAAUCCUCACACUUGGCGCCAGCACCCAAGAGUUGGGCUCUGCCCUAGCCUGUUUGUCUCUCUCAGCGCCCUCGGCUCACCCUCUUGAAGGCCACCAGAAGCUUGCCACCAAUCCAGGUCUUGCUGCCGACGCCCCUGACUCCCCAAGGGAUAAUUAUCCUCGAACCACUGAUGAGUUGGAUGGCUCCCCGAGAGCCGAGUCCCGGGGUGGAGAAAGCAAGAGUCCCUUACAGAGGACCGCUGAGAAGUUGCGUCUUGAGUCAGGCUCGCCGUGCAGCUCACAGCAGAGCUCUGGUCUGCAAGUGAGCCGCUUAGGGCGGCUUCAGCCCACAGCGCAGCCCACUACCCAGGUCCAAAGCAGACUGUCACCCUCCCCUCCGAGGGACAGCAGCCAGAGGCUGGGUGAUAGCAUUGUGCCUGUGAAGGCGACUUCCCUAGAAACUGGCCCACUGAGCAGUGGGGGGCCAAGUCAGUGGCAGGCUAGGCCGGCAAGUGGGGUUGAGUGUUCAGCAUUUCUGGUGGAGCUGCAACCUUCUGUGGAAUGCUCUUGUUCAUGGAGAGGCCUCCAGCCCCUGAGCCCCUGGCCUGCCUCGGAGGAGACUGAUACUGCUUCUGCCUUGGGCCUACCCCGAGCUUGCCAACCCGCGGGGCUUCUGUGUCCCAGUCCCCAUAUGUGCGUGGCCCCUGGUCCUCAGCAUCACGGCCUGAGGGACCUCCCAGUGCAUAACAAAUUUAACAACUGGUGUGGACUUCAGGAUGGCCUUUCUGGGGGACUGUGUGUGAGUGAGGAGCUAGGACCCAGCUCUGAUCCCAAGUCUGGUGACCAAGGCCACAAACCACCACCACCUUCUGAUGAUCACAGCCAGGAUCCUGAGUGGUCCCAGAAGGAGCAUGUCCCCUUGCAAGUUGGGGUCCAGAACCCCUCACUCAGCAUGGAACUCACAGAAGCCAAACUUCAUCGUGGCUUUGGGGAGACAGAUGCCCUGUUGCGGGUGCUGCAGAGUGAGACGGGGGAGGCCGUGGCUCCUGAAGAACCUGCCGUGUCCACCUGGGAGGAGCUGUAUGCUAGGCAGAAAAAAGCUAUAGAGAUCCUCAGGAGAGAACGGGCUGAGCGACUUCAGAACUUUCGCCGGACACGAAGCCUCAGUCCUCAGAAACAACUGAGCCUCCCUCCCGACGGGGAUCCCCCCACCUGGGAGCUUGACCUGCCCAGCAGGCGCCGAAAAUACCUGCAGCAGCUGAGGAAGGAUGUCGUGGAGAGCAGUAGGAGCCCAGAGCCAGCGUCCAGGUCUGCUCGUCAGCCCUCUAGCAUUGAGCUGAUACUGAAAGAUUAUCAGCAGGCCCGUGAAAAGGCCAAGGUAGAGAUCGCACAGGCACGAGACCGGCUGCGGGAGCGGACUAAGCAAGAGAAGCUGAGAAUCCAUCAGCAGAUCCUCUGCCAGCUGCUGAGGGAACAGGAAAAACUGCAAACCCUGGCCCACUCCAGCUCCCUGUGUGCCAGCUCCAAUGGAAGCCUCUCUUCCGGUGUCACCUCUGGUUACAACAGUAACCCAGCCUUGUCAGGCCACCUCCCGUGCCCAGAGGAUCUGGGGGACUCACAAGUGCCAGGUACCACAGACACUUGGACAGGGGACUGGCCGGGCCGCUCUGCAGUGAGGAGCAGUCAGCUCUACCUGGAAGGGUCUGCCUGGAAGAACUUAGCCUGCGGCCAGAGAUCCUCCCUAGGCUAUGACUGCUGUUUUCCAUCCAGCCUGUCCAGCUUGGGGACAUCCUCCUACAAGGAUUUGGCCAAGCACAUUGUGGACACAUCCAUGGCCGACGUGAUGGCUGCUUGUUCCGAUAAUCUACACAACCUCUUCAGCCGCCGGGCAGCAGCCGGCUGGACCUAUCGGGGCGAGGAGCAGGAGGUGCAGCUUUACUACAAGGAAUUCUCUUCCACUCGCCACGGCUUCCUGGGCGCUGGCGUGGUAUCCCAGCCGCUGGCGCACGUGUGGGCAGCCGUGAGCGACCCCACGCUCUGGCCGCUCUACCACAAGCCCAUCCAGACGGCGAGGCUGCAUCAGCGAGUGAGCAACAGCAUCAGCCUGGUGUACUUGGUGUGCGACACCACGCUGUGUGCGCUGAAGCAGCUGCGGGAUUUCUGCUGUGUCUGCGUGGAAGCCAAAGAGGGGCACCUAUCUAUCAUGGCAGCCCAGUCUGUCUAUGACACCUCCAUGCCAAGACCUAGCCGAAAAAUGGUCCGAGGGGAGAUCCUGCCCAGUGCCUGGGUCCUGCAGCCUGUCACCGUGGAAGGGAGAGAAGUCACCAGAGUCAUCUUCCUGGCCCAGGUAGAACUGGGUGCACCAGGCUUCCCCCCUCACCUCCUGAGCUCCUUUCUCAAACAGCAGCCACUGGUUGUGGCCAAGUUGGCUUCCUUCCUCGGGAGUUAGUGUUGGGCCAUGGAGAAGCUGCUGCUGAACUACAGGCCCGCAACCUCCCAGAGAAACUGUGGCUGCUGUUUGAGGCCAGAAAAGCUUAGGCAGCCUGAGGUGGCCUGCAGACGCUGGCCUAGGGUUGUCAUCAAAGCCCGGCCAGUACUUGUCACCUCUGGCACCUUCUGAAGAGUGAGCAACCUGAGUCACUGACCCUGGCUAUCCGGAGAAUGAAGCUGGACUCACCUUUGUUUCCUAUCUCUGGGACUUGGUGGCACAUGAGCUGCUCGAGGACCAGGAUGCGCAGCUGUUUGGCAAGGUGCCUGGCUGGCAUGGACACACUGGCCAAGGCUGCUCUGGAUCUACCUCCAGCCCUCAUCUCUGUGCGGUGGAAUGGCAGGAAGAACCCAACCAGAAAAAGUGCAUAAACCAGAACAGAUUCAGAAUCCAUUCUCCUUGACUAUUUGCAUAAUGCUUCACUGUUCCUAUUUGCUCCCCUUGUCCCUGGGUCCCUGCCAGCCAGGAGUACCGAGUGCUGCCAUGAGGACCAGGUGACAUAGUGCUCAGUCAAAUGGGACAGGUGUGGGUCAGAGCCGUGGGGGUAGAUAGAUGCUGGCUGCAGGCAGACAAGGCAAAAAGGGUUUCAGUGUUUAAGAGCAAGCUCUGAAGGGGGAGAGGAUUAAAACCCAGUUUAGCCUUGAACUGUGGCAACACCAGUGCCUCAGUAUCCCAAAUGCAGGAGCCAUGCCUGGUUUCCACCCUGCUUAUAAACCUACUAGGGACAACUGUCUAGAGCAGUGAGGUGCUGUUCUAGUCUAGGAUGGGACGGAGAGCAAACGUUUUAUGGUGCCUUAGCCUGUCUGAGUUCUGAAGUGUGUCCAUGUUCAGUAGAAUAGCAGGGGUGAGAAGUUCUAUCUAGUUCUGUUGCUUUGUAACACUGGGACAGGAAACUCUUAUGUGGAUCAAGACUGGUCAGAAGGGAAAAAUUCUGGACCCGGGCAACACGUAUUUUUCUGUUUUAAGGAUAUUUUCUCUUACCUCAGAUUAAAUUAUUUAUAUAUGUA
Molecule: messenger RNA, 14966 nt
Organism: Jaculus jaculus (lesser Egyptian jerboa)
Lineage: Eukaryota; Metazoa; Chordata; Mammalia; Rodentia; Dipodidae
Gene: Stard9
Product: StAR related lipid transfer domain containing 9
Exons: 33
Coding region: 49-13920 (4623 amino acids)
Biological process (GO): spindle assembly; microtubule-based movement
Cellular component (GO): cytoplasm; centriole; nucleus
Molecular function (GO): microtubule binding; microtubule motor activity; lipid binding
Source: RefSeq, a predicted model, not a curated record